CAACAUUGAAAGCAUGUAAAAACUAAUGCCGCAUCGGUAUAUUCAUAACAUUGCAAUUCUUGAAUUGUAAAAUGUUUACUAUUUAGUGUUGAAUUAGUAUUCGAUCAAUUUUAACUGUUUUAUACUUUAAUGGUAAUAUAUCAUGUUAUAAUUUAUAACUCGUGUGCAUUCAAUCAAAAAAUGCAAUCUAGAAAUUCGUAAAAAAUAUUAAAUCAUGGAGAUGAAAAAACACCAAGAAGAUCAAUUUGCUAAAUUAGCCGUGUUUUUGAGUGAAACUAAACAACCUUUCAUCAAUGUCCAAACAGAUCAAAUUACUCAUGCAAUGGAACUUCUCAAAGUACUGCCAGCUGCACAGGAUGCUGUUCUAGAGUAUUAUGGAAAGUUUUUUGACUAUGCUAUUUCUACAUACUUGAAACAGCUCAAAGUACAGCCAUCUUGGGUUGAAUCUUCAAAUUCAUCAUCACGACAUGAGCCUCCAAUCAUUCCACCUGAAGUGAUUGAAAAUGUGACCAGUAUACGAGAUGUUUUACUGAGAUUAGUUGAAGAAGAUCACUUAGUUUGGGCUCAUGUUGUAUUACAUUGGUCAUAUAAGUUAUUAGGCAAAGUCUCCAAACACUAUAACGUUAAUGAAUUUGCUAGAGUGCCAUUGGGAGAAAUGCUUCGAUUUUGGUCUCAGUGUUCAGUUGCAUAUAUAUUAGUAGAUAUAAAUAAUAAAACAAUUGCAAAAAUGGUUAAAGCAGAAGGAGAACGAUCAGUUGACCCUAUGAUAGAAAUCAUGUUGGGAUAUAAAAGUUCAAGUUUUGAAUGGGUGUUAGCUCAAAUUGGUGAUAGUUUUCCAUCAUUAGUUGUAAUGGAUAUGCUAUUAUAUGGUAUCAAAGAAAUGUGUUCUACUAAAAAGUUUAAGUGUACUGAAAAAUUAAAUUCAUUUAUUAGAAUUAUUGAUCAUCUUUCAUUAACAUACUUCGACAACAUAAAAGAUGUAGUGUUUAAAUUAUUUAAGUUGAGUUUAUGUGAAGAACAUCAAAAAUUGACUGCCGAAAAUGUUAUGAUAGUUCCUUUUCUAUUGCACAUGGCUAUGUGUUCUUCAACAUUACUUAAUUCUAUGUUGUGUGAAAAUUUAACUCAAAUUACCCCUGAGUUACUCAAUAAACUAGUACCAUUGUACUCGCAAUGGAAAAAAUAUUUUGAUGAAAAAUGCAGUUUAUUGGAUAUUUUAGUAAAAAUGUUGUUGAAUGCAGAUAGAGGGAUCAAACAUGUAUUCAAUUUAAUAUUUCAGCUAUUUGGUUGUGAAGAUCCAAAAUUCAAGACACUAAAAACUGGAACUCAGACAUUAUUUGAAAUAUUUCUUGCCGAAAUUGAAUUGACACUUAACACUAGUCUAUUAUCACCACCAAUAGUUAAAGAACUACUUGCUAAUUUGUACACAUUCAAACCAUAUUUGUUGUCAACAAAUGUUGAUGUUGCUCAGCCAGCUGCUAGGCUCUUUAAUCGUGUCGCGAUUAGGGAUCCAGAAUGUUUGUUACCAUACAUAGCAACAAUGUUAAUUGAGUCUAAAAAUAGUACACAGCUAGAAACAUUAAUUGAAGUUCUAUCAUUUGGAUCCAACAUGGCUUAUUUUAAUGCUAGUUUAGUUUACGCUUUGGCCAAAACUGAUGUUUCCUUAUCCAAUAUGUGGAACAAUAUUAACACUUUAAUAAGUUUGGAAUCCGAUCUACCUGAUGGUAUUUCAAUAUAUGGUGUAUCAUCAGCAGUUGUUUCACAUCUAGAUAAAAUAUGCCGAUCAAUGAUUGAAAGUUGCCAUUGUGGAGAUAUGAACUCUGCUCACUUGUUGUCAUUUAUACUGUCUAAAGUUUCUGAAAAGUUGUGCAUGAAAGAAUUAUCUGUACCCAAAGUAUUAUAUUGUGUUAAAUCAGCCGUAUUAUAUUUCUUCACCUGUCUUUUCAAAGAAAAAGAUGAGAUGUUUAAACUAAAAGCUUGUCUUCGAAUGAACAAAUUUGUCAAUACUGUCAGUUAUCGGUCAUCCAUUGCUAGGACAGCUGCUAUGAAAUAUAUUUUGGAUGGUGUAUUGAAGGAACCAUUUUCAUUGCUGUUUGUCAUGCCAGAUAAUAGACGUAACGACUAUAUAAUUCAGCCACUUGAAAAGACUUCAUUAACAGGAUCAUUCUUUCAACAGGAGUAUAAUUCAAUGUUUGGCAGAAAAAUAACUUUAAAGUUCGAUAAAGAUGGAUUACAUCCAAAAUACAAAAUGCCGGUUUUUGAUGCAAAAAGUGUACGUUUUAAUGAGCAACGUCUAGUUUCGUUUUUGCGUUCUUGUUAUUCAUCUGAUGAAUGUUAUUCAUUUGAACCGACAUUAGAUACAGUAGUAUCUCUAGCUUUAUUAGUUGUUCAAUUUGUAUCGCCAGAUGUAAUGUACAACGGUUUGCCAUGGCCUGAUGAAGAUUUUACUAAAGUGACUAUAGAAAGAGAUGUUCAUAUAUACCAUACAAUCACUACCAAACCAAUCCUUUGGACAAUACUUGGAAUAUUGGCUGGUCAUCGACCAGCACUUUGCUAUUGUUCAGUCCUAUUACGAGCAGUCUGUGCUUGUUUAAUAAACCACUGGGGGGCUGUCAAUCAUACUAAAGGAAAGUCAAAAGACAAUCCACAAUUGUUGGAUGAUACUGUAAAAUUAUUAAACACUAUGUCACUUGGUCAGCUUUUACCUAAACCUUUAGACGUCCUAGGUGUUAUUGUUCGAGAACUUACUCCACAACAGAUACUGAUAAUGCUGCGUGAUUGCGUUUGGACUUAUACCAGAGAUAAUAUACCUGCACCAGCACUUUUCUUAAGAAACAAUAUAGGUGGUAUGUGGAGAGAUACAAUGGCAGUUUCUGUACCAAAACCAUACUCUGAUUCUUUAAGACUUACAAUGAUUGAAAAUAUAUCAGAAUUUGGUGAUUUGUAUGCUAGGCUAUUUACUAAUAGUAAAGAACAAUCAAUAGAAACUUAAUAUAGUAUAAUAUAAAAUUAACUUGGUGUAUAUUAUGUAUAUUUGUAUAGUAUAGA
Molecule: messenger RNA, 3045 nt
Organism: Sipha flava (yellow sugarcane aphid)
Lineage: Eukaryota; Metazoa; Arthropoda; Insecta; Hemiptera; Aphididae
Gene: omd
Exons: 15
Coding region: 215-2989 (924 amino acids)
Biological process (GO): snRNA 3'-end processing
Cellular component (GO): integrator complex
Source: RefSeq, a predicted model, not a curated record